AUGGAGGGUGUGGACACGGACGACGAGAGCACGAUGAUGUACUUCCUGCCCGACGGCAUCGCAGACGACUCGCCCCGAAGCAAGAGUCAACCCAAGUCCUCUUUUGGCCUUUUGAACGGUCGAUGUGCUGCCGCUACUUACACCCAAUCAGCAGCGGCUGCUUCUAGAGAUGCUGCCCCCAAAGCUUCCGUAACCCCGAACUCGAGGGGUGGCGCGUACACUCCCCCACGUUCUUCGUUGGAUACGUCGCCAUUUAGCUCCAGUGGAGGCUCGACCUCGUCCAAUAGUCCUUCGAGGAGCUUCUUUCCAUCGGAUUUGGGAGGGGAAGCACGAGUGUCUCGAGACUUUCGAGAUGGGGGGAGAUCCAAUUUACGCUCUAGUGGACGCUUUGGACUUGCAGGACCUUAUAUUGCAGAAGAUGAAACUAUGAGGUCUCGGCCGUCAGUGUUUGGUCGGGACCAGAAAGCUGCAAAGAGCUUUGUCUCUGCGCAGCAGAGAGAAUCCGGAAGAAAUGCUGGAGGGAGAGGAUCUUACGGCACAGAGGCUUAUCAGUUGUACCGGGGCGGGAAAGUGGCGUCGUCCUCGAAGAUGGCAGAAAGUGACGGGUCGUGUGUCUCAACAGCAGUCAAGGCAUGGCCGGCGACAGGGACAACAUCGCAGCCGCGUCGUGUGUUACGGCGCCCUCCUGGACUGGCUGGUCCUCCUGGGCUUGAUGAGUCUAAUGCGAUGGCUGGAGCGCGGUCUCACGCAAAUAGUCGAGGUGGAGGCGACGCUGUACAGCAGUCAGCAUUUCAGCCUCAACUUGGUCCCUUCCACCAUCCCACAUCGUCACCUCUGGAUGGUGGAGGAGGUUUGAACUCGGACUACUUGAGUGGCAGGGGUCAGUAUCAUGAGAGUGUAUCCCCCAGUUUGAGCUUGUCAGCAGGUGUGUAUGGAAGCAGCUCGUCUCGUGGUCAGACUUAUCGUCAUGCCGCGUCAAACCAAGACUCAGCCGAGCUGAAUACAAACUCGGUGAACGUACGUCAGGUGGAUGGUGGGCACGUUCGACAAGUGGUUGACUCAUCGUUAGCGAUGUGGGAUUCCUGCGAACCAACGACAUCGAGGCGAGUUGAUGUGCAAUCAAUGUCAAAGACACCGUGGAUUCUAAAGAAUGCUCAAAAUGACAGAAACAAGCCUGAACCUCGUUCGAGUCUGCGAGCGAAUGCUUUGGAGUUUGGCAUGAACGCAGUGAAUGUCCUGACGCCGGAAUCCACAAUGAGGCCAAAUCGCACUGGUCAUUGGCGUGAUAUGGCCUGCGCUGUAAACGCGUACGCCAACUCGUCUUUUUCGAACGAAAACUACUGUAGCGGUAGCGACUCAUCAGGGCUGGAGGGUGCGUAUCGCAACCAGGCAAGUCACAGGGACGAGUUACCUUAUGUGCCAGGUGUUAAUGAAGGCCGCAUAAUGGAUACGGCAACUCGAGUAAAGAAGGCUGGGUCUUCUGUCACUUCUCGACUCGGUGGAAGCGAUAGCCCCGUGGAACAAGCUAGGCAUGAGUCCUCAAAGCCGAAACGCCGAGAGGAAACCAAGUUGUCCAGCCGAAGCAGCUCGAUGAAAACCUCUGCUCGAGCGAGUGACAAAGCGACUGGCAUAUCGGGUCGUCAAGUGUAUCGUGAGAAAAAAAGAAUGGGUAAGAGUUCAAAAGACGUGGCGUUGCCAGACGAAGCCACACCAAAGUCUAUUAGUACACCAUCGACUCUAUAUAAAGUCGAAGCAAGCAGUGAAGCCAGCAAGGGUGGAGGCCAUUUUAGCAAGCGAGGGGAGAACACGACGGAUGUUUCUGCAGGCAGGGCCGCACCAAAGACAUCUGAAGCUGCUUUGACGUCUCCGAGCUCCAUCGGAAUUGACACUGACAAUAUUGCAGAAGGCGCUCCAGCACUAGUCGCCGGCGUGUUACAAAACACACGGGUCGCGGACUCAGCAAAUGGCAUGAAACGUGAUCAGUUAUCACACUCGAUUAUAUCACAAGGUGAUAGGACAAAAGAGCCACACCUAGUGCAUCGGGAGACCCGAGUAGCCUCAUCGGAGUCAAACGCUAGCCUAUCGUCGACGAAAAGUUUCGAGUCAGAUGAUGAGCAAGCACCGGUGCCGUUGCAUCAAGAGCCUGCGGAGUCGAAGAAGCCGAAGAGAAAAGACGCAGUGUUGGAUGCAUCCGAAACUGAAGAAAGAAACCCUUGCGCAACGACUGGUGCAGUAAGAACGUUCGCUUCUCCUUCUAUCGCCGAAAGUGCUGGAAAGGAGUACCGUGCGAAGGAACAAGGCAACGAGAAGUCCAGAAAGGAAAAGGCAGACAAGAAAAGGACUACUCGUGUGAAGAAACACAAGCGACAGACCUCUUCGAUUGCGGCAGCAGUGGAUGCAACACAAUCCGACAAUUCGGCGGCGGACGCGCGUGGAAAGGCAUCGGAAUUGUCUCCUAAAACCCUGUUGCUGUUCGCGUUGAUCGCUCGGGGAUUAUGCAACGCGGUCUCAGCGGUCUAUUCGGCUCUACAGCAUGUAUUUGUCCGAACACGAUAUGGCUGCGCUCGAGUUUUCGAAUGGUUCGACACGAAAGGUCUGUGUGCUGUAGCUCUUUCUUGUGCUGAAUCUGCAGUGGCGGUGAUGAUCAGCACGUUGCUGCUGCUUUCUUUGCACGCUGCGUCAUGGUUCAUUCAUGUCCACCGGGUCGCGUAUCGCGCGAUCUUGGCUCAUCAUCACAUCGGAUUCUGCUUCGCUUUCCUGUAUGGCUUCCCGUACCUGGUCCAGCAUGUUUUCUCCUGGACGCCUCCUUGGGCGCCGGUAUGCCUGUGGUAUGCGUUCCUAGUGCAACUGUUUUGCACGAAUGGGCCAACCGCCAUCGUCACGACAUUUCGGGUGAUCAUACCGCUCGUCUUCCUGGUUGAGGGAAUUUCUCACCACAGUUUCUUGCUGGACCUGAACGGUGCGGAGCUCCUGCUUACUUCGUUCAUCAUUUCGGCAUUGAAGACGAGCAGCCUUUGCUCGCCGAUAUUCUUUCUGUCACUCGCGACACAGUGCUUGCUUGCGGUAUUUCUAGGAUCUGAACUUAUCGUGCAGUGGCUGCAAUUGGCACUGGCCCUCUACUCGCUGCACGCUAUGGCUGCGAGCGACGACGAAUGGAUCGGUAUCCGAGAAGAAGAAAACGAUCUUUCUUGCCGCCUCGUGUCGAUGCAUCAUUCGAUCGCAGCUUACAACCACCGCCCCGCACCUUCAGGUCCCGUGUCCAUUCAAAAGACCAAGCGACCAGACAUUCGAGCUUUGGCGUACGCGCGUGGACGCAAGUCGCGUCAGUGGUCUCCUUUUUCGCGUGGAUAG
Molecule: messenger RNA, 3351 nt
Organism: Peronospora matthiolae
Lineage: Eukaryota; Oomycota; Peronosporomycetes; Peronosporales; Peronosporaceae
Source: the annotation of a GenBank genome assembly